This is a messenger RNA of Dichomitus squalens LYAD-421 SS1, 1179 nucleotides long. RefSeq lists its product as uncharacterized. The transcript is spliced from 3 exons. The record is from RefSeq and is a predicted model, not a curated record. Bases 1 to 1179 code for a protein of 392 amino acids. NCBI's taxonomy places the organism in Eukaryota, Fungi, Basidiomycota, Agaricomycetes, Polyporales, Polyporaceae.
AUGAAGUCGAGCACCAUACCUGGAACUCCACCCAUCGAGAAGCAGCAGCAGCUGCUCGCCCAGCUCGAAGCGGUGCAACAGCAGAUCUGGAAGGAUGAGGAGCGCGCGGAGCGGGAUAGGGCGGAGCGGGAGAAGGUGGAGCGGGAGCAGCGGGCGAGGGAGGAGGUGGAGCUGCUGGAGUGGGAGAGGGCGCGUCUGCAGAAGAAGCUGGCGGAGCGGCAGCGGGCGGAGAAGGAGCGGGCGGAGAAGGAGCGGGCCCGGAAGCCUAUGUCGGGGCACGUCGAGUCCCACCGGAGUUCCCCGGAGGCUGGCCCCAGCAAACGCCGCCGCGACGACGACGACGCCGACGACGAUAACGACGACGACAUUGUCAACAUCACGCCCAAGCGGAAGCGGGCUCGGACGGAGACCGUGUGGGCUCCGGUCAAAAAAUCUUGCGCUGAGUGCAAGGAGAAGAGGAUCGCCUGCCUCUUCUCCGUGGGUUGUUCGCGUGUCCGGGCCUGUCAGGCCUGCGUGAGGUCCAAGACCAAGUGCACCGAAGGUCAGUGGGCGGACAAAACCCCUGCCGUCGUCAUCUCCGACAACGAGCCCCUGGUGACUCCCACUGGUCCGUCCACUCCCCGCAAGAAGGCAGCCCCGGCAGAGAAACCAACGGAGAAGGUGGGGCCUGCGCCUGGGUCCUCGUCCAAGGCCCGGGGGAAGAAGCGGGAGACGACGGCGGAGCGGGAGGAGAGGGAGCGGAAGCAGAAGGAGUUCGAGCGGAAGGAGAAGGAGAUCGACGACGCGGUGGCCCCCACGGAGGCCGAUCUCCCAUUCAGCCGGCGUGCUCAGAGGGAGAUUACGGUCCUCAAGACCCUCCGCUACGCCAUGUCGGAGAUCCGGCAGUUCCGGGAGGAGUUGGAGGAACUCCGGCGCGAGAUGCGCCUUACUCACAGCGCGAUCUCCGACCUGGCCCGGAGCCGGGAGGGGAUCUACCAGGAGUACUUCGGCGGGAUCACCAACCUCCUGGAGAGGGAGCCCUCGGACGGCGAGGAGCACCCGGAGUCAGACCCGGACUGGGCGGAGAUGGGAGAGUUCGGCGUGGGGGAUCCGGAUUGGGCGCUUGGGUCGGAGGCAGAGCAUGGACUGGAGCCGGGACAGGAGGAGGCGGGACAGGAGCAGGGGCAGGAGCAGGAGUAG